Messenger RNA from Nymphaea colorata (pocket water lily), 1673 nucleotides. RefSeq names its product probable inactive patatin-like protein 9. The transcript is spliced from 2 exons. The record is from RefSeq and is a predicted model, not a curated record. The coding region runs from base 312 to 1553 and encodes 413 amino acids. Lineage: Eukaryota; Viridiplantae; Streptophyta; Magnoliopsida; Nymphaeales; Nymphaeaceae. Gene Ontology annotation, biological process: lipid metabolic process.
GGCUGUGUUAAUUGCUAAACUAAGACAAGCUCUUCUUUGUUCUUUCUUCCCUGCUCUUCUUUUUUCACCAACACCCAACCAGGAGAAGAGAGAGAGAGAGAGAGAGAGAGAGAGAGAGGAUGUUGGCAUCCAUGGCGGAGCAAUGUCUGAACAUCAAGAGGCGAGACAUUUGCUGUUUGAGUGACUUCCCUAACGGCAUCCACUGAAACCCAAAAGGAAACCCAUCACUCCCUCUUCAUUUCUCGUGAAUUUUCUUUCUUCUGUGGUUCUUGUUUCCGCCAUUUUCUUGACAAGAGAAAUUGCUUGGGAGAAUGGAAGGGAAAGAAGAGCUCAGCAGAGUAAUCACCUACUCCAUCUUCUCCGAGCUGGAGAAGAAAUGGCUCGCCGGACGCCUGGACUCCGACCGCGUGCGGAUCCUCUGCAUUGACGGCGGAGGCCUUCGGGCCAUUGCCGCUGGCCGGGCGCUCGUCCACCUCGAGCAGCGGCUCCGCGCCGACAGCGGGGACGAUGGCGCGCGGAUCGCAGAUUACUUCGACGUCGUCGCCGGGACGGGGAUCGGCGGGGUGCUGGCGGCGAUGAUCGUCGCGGACGGCGGCGGAGGGAGGCCGAUGUUCGCGGCCGAGGAGGCGGUGAGGACGCUGGCGGAGGGGCUGGGGGAGGUUUUCCGGCCGGAAGGGUUCUUCCGGAGGGGGAGAUCCGGCCGCCGGUUUGAUCGGUUUCUGAGGGAGGUGUUCACGAGGGAUGGGAGGGCGCUGACGCUCAGAGACACGGUGAAGCCGGUCCUGGUGCCCUGCUACGACCUCCGAAGCGGCGCGCCGUUCGUGUUCUCCCGAGCCGACGCUGCCGAGUCGGCGAGCUUCGACUUCGAGAUGUGGCGGGUGUGUCGGGCGACCGCCGCGACGCCGGGAUCGCUGGGCCCGGUGCGGCUCGAGUCCGUCGAUGGCCGGACGGCAUGCGCGGCCGUCGACGGCGGGCUCGUUAUGAACAAUCCCUCGGCCGCAGCCGUCACGCACGUGCUGCACAACAAGCGCGACUUUCCGAGCGUCGACGGCGUCGGCGACCUGCUGCUGCUCUCCGUCGGUUGUGGCCCUGUCCGGCGAUCUCCGGCCGCCGGCGGAGCGAGCCGCCGGUGGUGGCGAGGAGGAGUUUGGUCCAAGCCGGUGGUGGAGAUCGUGAUGGAUGGCGUGUCCGACACGGUGGACCAGGUGAUCGGUAACGCCUUCUCUUGGAACCGAUCCAAUUACCUCCGGAUCCAGCGAUCGCUCGCUGUCAUGCAGGCUAAUGGGUUCCUGACUAAAGAUAUGGAGGCAGUAAUGGAAGAUUCAUCUACCAAAGGAGCUGCUGCACUAAUGGCUGCAGGGGAAAGGAUGCUGAAGGAGAAGGCAGUGGAGUCUUUGCCAUUCGGAGGGAAGCGCGUCUUAGCAGAGACAAACGGCCAGCUUCUGGAUAAGUUUGCGCACUCUCUUGUCGAAUCUUCGCGCAAUAAGCUCAUAAGCAGUCCUUCUAAGCUCCCAGGAUACCAAUGUACAGAAGAAGCUUUACAGUUCCUGUGAGAUGUUCUUAACUUGUGUCAAUUUCUAUUAAGCCAACUCCAAACCACGCUUUGUUGGUGGUUGCAGUCUUGUGUGCUACUAAAUUAUAAUGAACUAAAGCAUACAACUGUGCUCUCUCUC